AUGUUCAAGCUGAAUGCCCGUGGAUGUAUCGACCUCAUGGUGGUCGUGUAUGGCAAGCGGGAGAAAUCGGCCAGCUGGCUCGUGCCUGGCCAGAUGAACACUUGCCAGCCAACGAGGCAAGGAAUGGACGGUCGUGUGACGUCAUCAUUUCGACGCCCUUCGUCCGCGACUCGAGUCGUUGAAGUCACAUGCCCGACGUCGGUACCAGGUAAACCCGUCCAACGCCCAGCAGCGAGUCAAAAGCGGUUCCCGUCUCAAAUCUUCCAGGCCACCGCCACGUCGACGAACUCUCUUGCUCGAGAUGAGGCUGAUGAUCCAACGGGUCCCGUGACGCGUUCAACUCCAGCAAAACGGCUUUGUCCUCCAACGACACUUGUUUCCGUGGCCGUUGACGAUUGGCAGUUUGCCGAGCCUUCUACAGCCAAACCAGUCGUUCGACGACCGACGGCAACGGACGCCGAGACUACGACGACGACCGCGAGCUCCCUGCGCCACCUCCACGAGUGGCCGGACGGGUCCACGCAUCGGUUGCCAAAGAACUUUCAAUUCCCAAAACUGUCUUGCGAUGACUUGUGGGAACGGUGGCUCCGUGGUUGGCCCGAAAUGAGCAUUGGACCGUACCGGCAUCUGACUCUAGACGACGCGUGUGGUAUGAAGAACCACGAGAGCCUCAAGCGGGCGCAGCACGUCAUGACCAUGUUGACGGACGCGGCCGUGUCGGCUGGUUUGGUGGUGUCCUCCGCCUCUCUAGCGCUCCUCCGUACAUCCGAACUGCAAUCUGUCUUUGCCGCACCGUUCUGGAAGCUACCGUUGGCAUGA
This is a messenger RNA of Aphanomyces astaci, 819 nucleotides long. RefSeq lists its product as hypothetical. The coding region runs from base 1 to 819 and encodes 272 amino acids. The transcript has 3 exons. Lineage: Eukaryota; Oomycota; Saprolegniomycetes; Saprolegniales; Verrucalvaceae. The record is from RefSeq and is a predicted model, not a curated record.